This is a messenger RNA of Macadamia integrifolia, 414 nucleotides long. Its product is annotated as extensin-like. Bases 1 to 414 code for a protein of 137 amino acids. The transcript has 2 exons. The record is from RefSeq and is a predicted model, not a curated record. Lineage: Eukaryota; Viridiplantae; Streptophyta; Magnoliopsida; Proteales; Proteaceae.
AUGUCUUCUCUUCCACUUCCACACUUGCCUUUCCUGCUCCUUGGACUUCUGGCUGCCGCCAUUACCCUCUCCGACGCUAGUCGUCCGUUGUCAUCGUCGGAGAAGCCGUCCUUCAUCAGUACUGGAGAGCCAUCUCUGUUCGUGAAGCAACCUCUAAUAAACGAGGCACCAAUCUCCAGGAAGCAGGCUUCUUCUCUAUAUGGAAAACCACCUUCACCUGAGUACAAGCCUCCUCCAGUGAAGAAGCCGCCGCCACCAGAGUACAAGCCGCCAAGCAGUACUCCUGUUUAUGAGAAGCCUCCACUAAUGAUUAAAUCACCACCACCAGAACAGAAACCACCAAAGGAAGAGAGGCUGGCCACCAUCCAAACAGAAGCCUCCUUCCAUGGAGAAGCCACUAGUGCCUAUUUAUAA